AGCCAUAGGGGCCGAGCAGGUAUUUGGAAACACGACGCUGCCGCACGGCAUAACGGGACCUCGUUAACGUUCAUUCUCAGGACGGAGCUCUUCAGGGACGACGGGUAUAAAAAGACGCACCGAGGAGGAGGAGUUUCAAGAAAGCAAUCUUGAUGGCUUCAUUUAAUCUGGAGCUUAUGAAAACUACGCAGUCGCUAUGAAAUAAUUGGAACGCACUAAUGAAAUACUUCGUCUACACAGUAUUUCAAAGCCGUCUCAGUCAACUGCCUCGGGAAAUUAACAGAACCGCGUCCAUAAUUUAAAAAGCUAUUCGUGUCAGGAAGAUCCAAUACUGAUGGAAAUAUUGGCCUAUACAAUUAAGGCAAAUUCCGCCAAUUCCUAGUCCAACUGACGUGGGCUAUAUUUCGCCAGCACAGGUGCAGUGGAUCCUUUCGAGAUUACUGUUUUUCGCAUGCACUGAAGAUUUCUGAAACGCGUCUGGCUAGAAGCGUGCACGUCCGUUCCCCAGAGAAGGAUCUAACAACUUGAUGUCAACCCAAUAGAAAUACUGCAUUUUGGGAGAAUGGCAUCUACAAUUGAACGGAAAACGAUGGAGUCAAACGAGGAGCCUGUGGACGAGGUACUCCAGAUGCCCCCCUCUCUUCUGAACUGUGGGGGGUGCCAACAGAGCAUCGGAGACCGGUUCUUCCUGAAGGCCAUCGAGCAGUACUGGCACGAGGACUGUCUGAGCUGUGACCUCUGUGGCUGUCGGCUGGGAGAGGUGGGACGGAGGCUCUACUACAAACUGGGACGCAAACUCUGCCGCAGAGACUACCUCAGGCUGUUCGGGCAGGACGGGCUCUGUGCUAGCUGCGAGAAGAGGAUCAGGGCGUUCGAGAUGACCAUGCGUGUACGCGACAAGGUGUACCACCUCGAGUGUUUUAAGUGUGCGGCCUGCCAGAAGCAUUUCUGCGUCGGGGACCGCUACCUGCUCAUCAACUCCGAUAUUGUGUGUGAGCAGGACAUCUUCGAGUGGACCAAACUCAACAACAACAUGGUCUAGCGUCCUGGAACGCUAAAGGCUUUUCUGGAUUCGGGACUCAGCGUGUUAUAGGAGUGUAACGACUUACGGACACGCAUGUUUAAGAUAAUACUAUUUAUGUUUAUAUGGUUUGCGCAAGAACCUGUUGCCGAUGAAAUAGUUCUGAUAGUAACCCAAUGGGGAGGUAAUUUGGGAUCAACACCAAUAUGAAGUAUGCAUACCUCAAGACGUACAGCAAUGUGGACAGCAUGACAAUGAAAGCAAGAUAAUGCAAACAAUUUUCGUGGAUCUCGAAUCUCUGGAAGAGGACGUUUUGUGGCCACACCUAUCAUAGGCGUUAGUUGUUUGAGGAGAGUCUUUCUACCUUGGCACUGCAUUGGAAAUCAUGGUUUCGUCCACCACUGAACAGACACAUUUUACAUUAUCCGAGGUUCUACAGUUUGUUUUUUUAAUGCAAAAAAAAAAAGGAGGAAAAUAUUUACAUGCAAUAAUCCACAUGCUGUUUGCAGGAAUGGCAAUAUUUUCUUAGUUAUGUAGGGUAGGCUAUGAGAAAUACCCACAAAACUACUACAAAAUGAACUACAUGUCUGGAAUUAAUUACAGUCCAACACUGUUGUUUUAUCUGUCUAGAGACAUAAUGUAUUAUCAGAUGUGGGAUAUCUAUUUUUUACAUUGGAUAUAUGUACAGCAUCAGGUCCAAAUAGGGGAAUUGAAUUCUGCUGUAAUUCAUAAAUAAUCUCAAGAGGUCUUUGAGUCCAUGUUGGGUCAAUUGCUCCUCCCAGUGACCACAAUGGGAACUGCAUUCUUAUUGAUUUAAUUGGAUUAAAAUAUACUUUUUCAAACAUUUAUGUUUGUUAUUAACUAUACAUGUUCGUGGUAGGGUGUUAUUUACUUUGUAACUUUUCUAUAUGUGAUUUAAUUAUCUGAUUCAACUGAACAAACUGAUUAAGUUAUGCUUAAUAGGCCGACAAUCCACUUCAGAGUGAACGUUCUAUUAGCAGGACGGAUCUCGAAGAGACUCCAUUUAAAGAUAAAUGCAAAUAUAAUAUCUUGCUAAUUAA
This is a messenger RNA of Esox lucius (northern pike), 2082 nucleotides long. It is a transcript of the gene lmo2, whose product is annotated as LIM domain only 2 (rhombotin-like 1). The record is from RefSeq and is a predicted model, not a curated record. The coding region runs from base 563 to 1042 and encodes 159 amino acids. Gene Ontology annotation, biological process: positive regulation of transcription by RNA polymerase II. Lineage: Eukaryota; Metazoa; Chordata; Actinopteri; Esociformes; Esocidae. Gene Ontology annotation, cellular component: nucleus. The transcript is spliced from 3 exons. Gene Ontology annotation, molecular function: DNA-binding transcription factor binding; transcription coactivator activity.